UAAUAUUUGAAACGGUUUCGAAUCAAUUAUUUAAAUAUUGUAAUAAUGUGCGGGGUGUAGAGUAAGACGACUUUAUCUUCAAAGACGUAAAAUCAACUUUAGUUAUUAAAUAAGACUAGAAUAUUUAUGAAGAUAAUUUUAUCUUUUUUUGUGAUAACGAUGCUAUACUCACGUGAUAUUUUAAUGAAAUUAAACUGGAUCUGUGAUCAAAUUUUGUAAUAAGUUUUUUUUUCGUUUUAUUUAAAAUUAAAUGAUAUAUUAAACAAUAUGAUAAAAUUAGACACAUCUUAUAGUUUGGGUUCAAUUAUUGAGACAAAUUUUUUAGGAAUCGCUAAUGAUGCUAAGAUAGAUAAUGUUAUUGUAACAUUGUCCAAAAACAUGGUUACUUGUUUUCACGUAUCUAAUCAAAAUCAAGUGUAUUGUUGGAGCAGUUCUGAUAAAUUAUCCUCUGAAGUGAUUUAUGAUCCAUUUAGUGAUUUUUAUUAUGGGGUUUUCAAUUAUACAAGAAUUGGAAGAUGGUCUCGCGAUUCAUUAUCUUUAAAAGACAUGAAAAAAUACAAUUUUAAUAACAAAAUAAUAAAACUUUUGACUCGAUCUGAUUAUCAAAAUACUAUAGUGGUUUUUGAAAAUGGCUGUUGUGAAUGUUUAAAAGAUGCCAUUAGGAAUAGAAAAAAUAUAAAAACUGCUGUCUUGGGUGAAAAUGAAAAUAUUGAGUUUUCUAAGUUAUGCUUAUUCAGAGCCAAAGCUAUUUGUGUAAUUGUUUCUGUUGAUAAUAAAAAAGUGAAGACAUUAAAUACUAUACCAUUGGAUAAUGCAUUUAUACCAAUAAGAUUACAGAUAACUAGUAGAAAGAAAAAGUUACUAGGUUAUUGUUUAAGAGAAAAUUUAGAUUCUUUUAGUGUAUUAACAUUAUGGUCUGAUAAAUGUUUAUAUUCUCAUGAAUUGUAUGCUGAAUCUGAAAGCAGUGAAUACCCCGGGAAAUUAUGUGCUAAAAUUGACUUAAUUAACUCAGAUAAAGCUGUAACUAUUGUUCAGUUGAGCCAAGAUUGUAUUGCAUUUUAUGGAGCUGAACCAAAUGGAGAAGGAGCUGCUUUGAUUGUGUAUAAUUUUCAUUACAAUAUGGUAGUUUCUGUACAACAUUUUAAAAACUACAAUAAUCCUCCAAAUCUAUGGUGUUUUGGAAAUAAUUUACUCUUAGCAACUGGUCAAAAUUUAGCUAUUGUACCUUUUACAUGCGAAAGAAAUAAUUUAUCAUUGCUCAUGGACAAUAAUUUGAUGGAAAAAAAUGAACACUAUGUUGAUAUAGAAUGGGAUAUGUAUGCUAAACAAAAUAGUAGUGACAAAAAUAUUUCAAAUUCAGCAUUACCUCAGUCUAAAUUAAAUGAAAUAACUAUUUGUGAUUUUUUAAAAAACAACCAAGAAGAAUCAUUGAUACAUAUUUUAGAAGAAAAUAAUGAUAUUAGUGAUAAUUCAAUAGUAGAGAUAUUAUUAUAUUGUAGCUCCAAUCCAGAAAAACAUUCGAAACUCUUGUUAAAAGUUUUUGCUUAUCCUCCUUUAAAUAAGCCACUCAGUUUAAGAGGUCAAAUUCCUUUUGAAAAUAUAUUGAACCUUUUAAAGAUAUUGCAUUCUCUUAUAAAAAAAAAAGUUAUUGAAGAAAGAUUAAUAGAUUGGAUCACAUUAAUAAUAGAUUGCUCAUAUCAACAAAUACUAUUGUCUAAUGAUCCAAAUGUUCUUGAACUUAUCAUAGAGUUGCAAAAAGAUGUUACUCAUAAAUGUGAUUAUGCAGAAGCAUUGAAAAAUGUGAACAAUACUUUAGCUGUCAUUCAUAAUAAUAGUGUAAAUAGAAAAAACCGUUCGGAUGAACCUGUUAAUAAUUUAUAUAAAAUUGAAACAAUAAAUUUAUACUGAACUGUCUUAAACAUUUAA
This is a messenger RNA of Daktulosphaira vitifoliae (grape phylloxera), 1926 nucleotides long. RefSeq names its product nucleolar protein 11. Gene Ontology annotation, cellular component: nucleus; nucleolus. The transcript is spliced from 7 exons. Gene Ontology annotation, molecular function: RNA binding. Gene Ontology annotation, biological process: maturation of SSU-rRNA. Lineage: Eukaryota; Metazoa; Arthropoda; Insecta; Hemiptera; Phylloxeridae. The record is from RefSeq and is a predicted model, not a curated record. The coding region runs from base 268 to 1908 and encodes 546 amino acids.